UAUUAAUAAAUAAUAAUCAUAAAAGUAAAAAAUAUUGAUAAUGAUUGACGUAUAAAAAUAGGAAAUUAUAAAUAUCUAUAUUUUAUAAAUAACAAAUCUAUGGUAAUAAUUCACGUGACAUGGAUAUUAUUAUCACCCAAAAUAUUAUUGAUAAUAUUAUAAACUUAUUUAAUUAUUUACUUGUCAUAGUUGUUAGUUGUUUUUAUAUUUUAUUCAUCAAAAUAAAAAUUUAGUUCACUGAAGUACAGCUAUUUAAAAUGAAUAAUCGAAGUAAAAAGCUUGUUGCAUUGUGCAAAAGUAAUAACAAAUCAAAUAAUGCUAAUCCUCAAACAAUUCAAUCUCUGAAUGUAAUCAAUGAAUCAAAGAUAGUGCAUUUAGAAAAUAAUAUCCAAGUCUCAAGUUCACAGAACUUUAUUAUGAAAAAAUUUCUGAAUGAUGUAAUUACAGUACCAAAAUCAAUUGACAUUGAUUAUCAAAACUAUAGUAACAAUAUUACCUCAUACAAUGAUCAAGACCUGAACAUACUAGAAUCAACUGAUAUUAAUACACAAUCAGUAACUGGACCAUCUCAGAUAGAUCUACCUAAUAAUAAUCUCACAGAAAACAAUAAUAAAGAAACUGAUACAUUAAUUAACAGUAAUACACCAGGUUCAAAUUAUAAUACUAGAUUUCAAUUAAAUAAACAAUAUUCUACUGAUCAAAAUGUACAUAAUAAUAAGAUAUUAUUAGAUAGUAGUGAUGAAUGUGAUGAUAGUGGUGAUGAAUGGCAACCCUAUAAUAAUAAAAAUAAUGCAAUUGACUCUGAUAGUGAUGGUGUGAUAGGGACCUGCAAUGAUGAAAAUAUUUUUGGUGUGAUAAACGUUACAGAAAAUACAGAAAAUAAGAAAACAGGAGAACAGAAUAUAAUUAAAUCAGUGAUAAAUUAUAUUAUUGAUGAAAUUUGCAAUCAAAGUAAAGACACAUUACUUGAAGCAUUAGAUGAAACCGUGAAUAGUCAAAGUAAAAAAUUGGUUAGAAGAGUAAGGGGUGAUGCAAGUAAAUGGAAAAAAAAUGUUAUUUCUAAAGAAAAAAAAAAAACUUAAAAAACCUAAGGCUAUUGAUUGUUCCCACUGUAAAUUUAAAUGCUCUAUUAAUUUUGAUGAAAGUUAUAGAAAUGAAGUUUGUAAUAAAUUUUGGGCUUUAGAUUAUAACCGCCAAAAAGAUUUUAUUUUAGCCAAUGUAAAUAUAAAAUCUGUCAAACGCCAUGUCCCAAUAACAAAUAUUAGAAAAGCUAAGGAAAACUCAAAAGUAUAUAGUUUUAAUAAUAAUACAGAACAUAAUAUUCAAGUUUGUAAACAAUUUUUCUUGAAAACAUUAUGUAUUAGCCAUGGGCCUGUAGAUAAAGCAUUUGAAGGAUUAGGCACAGACACUGGAUUAUUCAUGGACCAUGAUAAAAGAGGCAAAGCACCAUCGGUGAAUAAAUCUUCUGAUGAAAUUAUAGCUAAUAUUAAUUCACACAUAGAAAAAUUUCCUACAGUUGAAUCCCACUACUGUAGAUCUACA
Messenger RNA from Metopolophium dirhodum (rose-grain aphid), 1542 nucleotides. Its product is annotated as homeobox protein 2-like. The record is from RefSeq and is a predicted model, not a curated record. NCBI's taxonomy places the organism in Eukaryota, Metazoa, Arthropoda, Insecta, Hemiptera, Aphididae. The coding region runs from base 258 to 1082 and encodes 274 amino acids. The transcript is spliced from 5 exons.